Molecule: messenger RNA, 8776 nt
Organism: Equus caballus (horse)
Lineage: Eukaryota; Metazoa; Chordata; Mammalia; Perissodactyla; Equidae
Source: RefSeq, a predicted model, not a curated record
UCUUUGUCUGUUUUUUCCUUUUCCGUCUUUUUAUAAGGACACUCUUUGUUGGAUUUAAGGUAAUCAAGGAUGAUCUCAUCUCAAGAUCCUUAAUUUAAUUACAUCUGUAGAGAUCUUCCAAAUAAAGCCCCAUUUACGGGGUCCGACUAUUAGCAAUGCACUUAUCUUUUUGAAGGCUGCCAUUCAACCCACUCGCAGUGACUGCUGGAUUCCAGGUGCCCUGGGGAGAAUGGAUGAGAGAAAGGGGGAUGUGGACCCAGACUCAGGGGAGCCCCCUCCUUUUCUCUGUGACCCACAGGCCUUUUUGUCAUCCCUUAGCCUCUGAGACACCAGGCCUCAGUCUGUCUGUCUCUGUCACAAGACACUGUGAUUUUCCAUGACGCCCCUUGGGUCAGGGCCUCUGCUGUGGGGAAGUGAGCAGGAUGGCUGGACGGAAGGACACCAUGUCCUUCCUGGGAGGUGGAUGGCUUCCCUGCCUUCUCCAUCCUUGCUCAUCAGGGGAUGUGCAUGAGCUGCUGAUGGAGGAGCAGGAACAGGAAGGAUGUGGGCCCUUCCACCCGUAUCGGCGGAGUCCUUCCUGUGCCUGGGCUGGCCGGCUGCAUGACCCCAGUCCAGUCCAAAGGAUGAGGUUGGCAUCCUGGUGACUUUUUUGGAAACCCCUCCCUCUUCUGAGAGCGGUCCUUGAGGAAACUUAACGCUUUGGUGGGCGUGACCGGUCAUCCUCUAUGAGUGGCCAGUGUGGCCAUGUGUGGCGACAGCAGAGCUCACCUUACUGAAAAGGCUGCUCCCUUACAGUAUCAACUUUCCAAGGGCUCAUCAAUAGGUCUAUCUCCACUGGGCAUGGGGACGGGGUCCUCUCCUCUCUGCUCUCUCCCUCAUUCUGUCCUGCUCCCCAACCCUCACCAGGGCCCAGUCUUGACCCCUGGGUCCUCCUGAGCCCAGGUGCCUGCUCAGGCAGUCUGGGGUCUCCCCUGGGUGAGGGAGGGGCAGUGAGGGUCUGGUUCUCUGGUCCUGGGGACCAUGGACCUUCCUCUAUAAUACUGAGUGCUCCUUAGUGCAUACUCAUUAGGCUACAGGCUCCCUUUCUCUUUUCUUCUACUCUUUGGAGAGGCUGUGGGGAAGGCAUUUGUGUAAGCCCCUAGCCUGGCACAUAGUCAGCCCUCAGAAAAGGUGGUCAUGAUUCUUCUGAGGAUGGUUGCUGGGGCCAACUAGGCGACACUGGAAUAGAGUCAGGACUGGAUGUGGGGAGAAACGUUGAGCUCCGGCCAUAUUUUAGGGAGUCCUGGAUGCAGAGGGACUGAGGGUGCUGGUAUUUCUUGGGGGAAGAGUGAGGAGAGUCCUGGGGUCAAGGGUAGCCUGGGGAAUGCUUGAUGCGGGGUUGGGAGCUGCAGUGGGCAAGAGAGGGGAGACAGGUGGGGGUGCCUACAGACCAGGACCUGCAGGUUCUGGGUGGCCCGCUGAGGUAUUUUAUUUGGUUCACAUGGUUUUUAAAGAAUUUUUGAAAUAGCAGUUGACGUUGUAAAAUUGAGGGAUUUUGAUAAAAUCCAGAUUUCUGGCUUCUCUUGGGAACAAAAAAAGAUCAUGCCAUUCAUUCUUGGUGAAGAAUGUGCGAGGUGGUGGCUUUCUCCUUUAGACAAAGCACGUGUGGCUCCGUUGACCCCAUCCCCACCACUCAGCUCUCCAGCAUCUGCACCCCGGCUCCUUGACUGUAGGGGCCUGCCCCACCCCACCCAGGCAUUUGGUUUUCAACCCCUGCCCUCAGAAUGGGGACUGAAAGGAGUUAAGAGAAAGAACCCAGUGGCCAUGAGGGUGGCAGGUCAGAGGAAGGUGGGCCUGGCUAGAGGCCAAGACAAAGAUCCUGCCCAGUGGGAAGGGUGGAAGGUGACUGGGGGUGGGGGCUACAAAGACACUGAGGAGAGGAGGCGUGGGAGCCCAGAACCACACCCUCUCUACCCACUUUCUCAAUUAGUUUGUGUUAGUCCUCUUCCUUCCUCUUUCCUCACUUCCUUUCUUUGCCUCUCUCUCCCUCUCCUGCCUGGGCCUGAGGCCUACCAGGACCCAGCCCCCACCCCCAGUGCUACUCAGCACCCCUUCCUCCGUCCCUGUUUGGGGUGCAGGUGAAGAGAGACCUCAGCCAGAGAUGCCCCAUGGUAGCUCUGUGGCCAUCUCCUUGCUGGGGUGUGAGCCAGCUCACAAGGCCUUUCUCCUCUCCCCUUGGGGACCCUAUCCUGGAAGGUGGGAGCCAGUCAUGUUGAGCAGCAAUGCUCAGAGCUGCCCUUACAGAACCAUCUGUGCUGAAUCUGUCUGUCCGCUGGCCCCAAGUUAGGUGAAGAGGAAGGAGUUGGAGGAGACGUGUCACUCCCACAGCCAGCCGCUCCUCCCAAAUGUGCAAUAAGUCAACACCCACUGAUAUGUUGGGUGCCUGCAGCAUGCCCAGCCCCGUGCCUGGUGCCCUGGAGGAGGCAGGAGGACAUUCAGCUUCUGGGCCUUGCUGGAGCUAUAGGAAAGCUCCAGCCAUGGCACUGGGGCUCUUCCGGGUGUGUCUGGUGGUGGUGACCGCCAUCAUCAACCACCCACUGCUGUUCCCUCGGGAGAACGCCACAGUCCCCGAGAAUGAGGAGGAGAUCAUCCGCAAGAUGCAGGCGCACCAGGAGAAGCUACAGCUGGAGCAGCUGCGCCUGGAGGAGGAGGUGGCGCGACUGGCGGCCGAGAAGGAGGCCCUGGAGCCCGUGGCGGAGGAAGGCCAGCAGCAGAACGAGAGCCGCGUGGCCUGGGACCUGUGGAGCACCCUCUGCAUGAUCCUUUUCCUGGUGAUCGAGGUGUGGCGGCAGGACCACCAGGACGGGCCCUCACCCGAGUGCCUGGGUGGGGACGAGGACGAGCUGCCUGGCCUGCAGGGUGCCCCACUCCGGGGCCUCACCCUGCCCAACAAGGCCACGCUCGACCACUUCUAUGAGCGCUGCAUCCGGGGAGCCACGGCUGAUGCAGCCCGCACCCGGGAGUUCGUGGAAGGCUUCGUGGAUGACUUGCUGGAAGCCCUGAGGAGCCUCUGCAACCGGGACACAGACAUGGAGGUGGAAGACUUCAUUGGCGUGGACAGCAUGUAUGAGAACUGGCAGGUGGACAAGCCACUGCUGUGCAACCUCUUUGUACCCUUCAUGCCCCCAGAGCCCUUCCACUUCCACCCAGAGCUCUGGUGCUCCAGCCGCUCGGUGCCCUUGGAUCGCCAGGGCUACGGCCAGAUCAAGGUGGUCCGGGCCGACGAGGAUACACGGGGCUGUAUCUGCGGCAAGACCAAGCUCGGGGAAGACAUGCUGUGUCUCCUUCAUGGCAAGAACAACUUGUUGCAGCCUGGCAGGGAGGUGAAAGACCCACUGUGUGCCAGAGAUUCCCCAUACCUGGACACGAUGCAGGUCAUGAAGUGGUUCCAGAUGGCCCUCACCAGAGCCUGGCACCGCAUCGCCCACAAGUACGAGUUCGACCUGGCCUUUGGCCAGCUGGAAACCCCAGGGUCCCUCAAGAUCAAGUUCCGCUCAGGGAAGUUCAUGCCCUUUAACCUGAUCCCUGUGAUCCAGUGUGACGACUCGGACCUGUACUUCGUCUCCUACCUUGCCAGGGAGCCCUCCGGGGGGACCCCGGCGUCCAGCACUGACUGGCUCCUGUCCUUCGCUGUCUACGAGCGACACUUCCUCAGGAUGACCUCAAAGGCGCUGCCCGAGGGUGCCUGCCACCUCAGCUGCUUGCAGAUCGCCUCCUUCCUGCUCUCCAAGCAGAGCCGUCUCACCGGCCCCAGCGGGCUUGGCAACUACCACCUGAAGACUGCCCUGCUGCACCUCCUGCUCGCCCGGCGAGCCGCCGACUGGAAGGCUGGGCAGCUGGAUGCUCGUCUGCAGGAGCUGCUCUGCUUCGUGGAAAAGAGCCUGCUCGAGAAGAAGCUCCAUCACUUCUUCAUCGGCAACCGCAAGGUGCCCGAGGCCAUGGGCCUGCCUGAGGCCGUGCGCAGGGCCGAGCCCCUCAACCUCUUCCGGCCCUUCGUCCUGCAGCGCCGUCUCUACCGGAAGACAGUGGACUCCUUCUAUGAGAUGCUCAAGAAUGCCCCGGCGCUCAUUAAUGAGUACUCCGUACACAUCCCCUCAGACCAUGCCAGCCUGCCCCAAAAAGCUGUCAUCUUGUAGACCAUCAGGGACCUUGAGGGCCAGAAUGCAGGGCAGCCCCUGUGUCCACGGCCCUGGGGGCACCUGCAAGCCCUGUGCUGGGAAAGUGGCGGGCCUUGUCGGGAGCUCGGCUCAGCCUGUGGGGAAGCCAGGCCCUGUGGUGCAGAGGAGACAAUUCCAAGCCAGAAGCUGGUUUGCUUUCAGGCCAUUGGGCCUGUGGGUGACGUGACUGUCUGGGUUUGGGGACUGAUCCUUUGCAGUUUACUGUUGGAUCACCGCAAAUGGCCAAGAUGAUGACAGAACACUUCAUGGACACUGAGUUAGAGACAAUGCAAACAUCGAUUUGGGUGUAAUUCUUGUUACAUCCCAGGUCCCAUCUUUACUUGAAUGUCAACAGAGGAUCUACAGGAAUGCUGGCAGAAACCCAUGUUAAGACGCUGCACCCUGAUUUCCAGUAACCCUUGGCCCCAAGCAUCUGCAACCAAAGCACUAAUGGGUUCAGAUAUGGGAAUUUGCAACCUUCCAUCCACAGCCUGCACAAUAGGGAUCCCACAGUGGCUGCAGGUUUUUAUAUUACUUGGAGACAAGACCUACUAGAGAUUCAAGGCCCCAGGUGGCUAAUGUCUCUGUUGCACAGAAGUGGGUACUUGGUGGCAGAGAGAAGUUUCAGCUGGCUGCUUUUUCAGCUAUACAUCUCACUCAGGGUGCACCCCCUUCUCCCAACCUCUUCCCCCAGCACGCUGUGUUCUGAGCCCCCUGGGUGCCACAUAACAUGCUGGGUACAAGCUUAGCAGCCCCUCACCCCUCUUUAUUCUCUCCACGGCUGGUCUCUCUGACCAUCCAUAUGGUGGGGGAGGGCAGACGCUGCAGGGGCAAGCUGCUGGAGAGGAGCGGGGUGACUGGGGUGAAGGACAGAGCCUGGUGGCCAGGGUGCUGGCGUCUGGUUUGCAGCGUGGCCUCUGAUGCCCAGUUACAGAGAAAGCUGCAGAGCUGAGAGGUGAGGGAUGCCAUAGCCCUGAGUUUUCCUCAGGGCCCCAGUCCUAGAGCAGGGCAUACCUUUAAGCAGGAGCUGCCGUGGAAACCCAGCCCCAUCUGCAGGCCCCAAGACCCCCUCGGCUGUUCAUGCCAGUGGGACUCCCUCACUGCACAGAACCCCCCUUUCUGGAUGGGCCUUUGCUGGCCGCACAGAUGACCAAGACCCGAAGAGCCCAAAAGAGGCUCCGCUGGCUGGGAACACACAGGGACAGCACUGCAGGCACAGCCUCCAGGCCUCUGAGAGGCCACCUUGGCACUGCUGGGGCUGCAGUCCCUGGGCAGGCGCCAGAGCCUGUGGUCGGAGCUGGCCUCAGUCUCCAGGCCUGGUUCAGGAGGGUUGGGAAGCCUCUCCUCCUCCACUGUGGCUUCACUGGCCCUUAGGGAGUUCCUCUCGGCACUGCCUCAGGAAGCCUUGCAGAGGGCCAAGGAGGCGGCGAGAGCAAGCGUACCGGCACUGCCACCUGGCUCUCCCUCCAGGGGUUGAGCUGGCCAUGCCUCUCAGACAGCGUACCUGGUUCCACGGGGUGUCAGGCUCACCACGGACUGAAGAAAAGAUCCUGUCCCUACCCCAGGAGUGCUCUCACCUAACCUCAGUGUAAGAUGGACAGUUUGCCCGGCAGGGUGAAUUCAUGGGAGCCUCAGCUGUGACUGGGCACUGAAGCCUGUAGGAAGCUUCCCAUGUGAGCUGGAGUUAGACCGAGCAGUGCCCGGGUCUGUGCUUCCCCAGGCCCACAGAGGCCACCAGGCACCCCGGGAACCAUCCCGCCCAUGUGGUCUCCAACAAGAGCCCGAGCCCCACAUUCUGUUGGGAUUCAUUUCCAGAGUCGAAGUGAACUUCCUUAUUUAUUAUCUCUGUGCCUUUCCUUUCCCCUCUUCUUCCUUAUUCUCGUUGUGCUUGGAAGAGACCCCAGCAACCAAGAACCAGCCUCAGAAGCCAAAACCAAGCCUGAACCCCCCUCGGCUUCCCCGUUGCUUCCGGGAGAAAGUUCACGGGAAAAAUACCUUCUGGCCUCUUGUUUGUUCAGAGAUGACAGAGCUCAGCGGGGAGAUGGGGAUCCUUUUAUGCACCAGAGCUGCUGCUGAAGCAGAAAGCAGCAGGGCUCCUGGUGUUUCUGGCUGCCUUAUUUAUAUUAAAUUCUUGCAAGGAGUAGAAACUGGUUACAGUGUUUGUUUUUACCAUCAGGAAAUCUGUGAGGUUCCCAGGCAGAGCUGGGGAGGGGGUGGAUUUCCUGUUGAUGAGCGGAAGCUUUCACUCCCUUUUUAUUCUUAUGCUUUCAGGAAACUUUAAAAAAUAACAAAAUAGAGCAUUUCUAGCCCAUCUUUGAGGCAGCCUGCAGAGUUCCAGAAAGGGCCUUUGAAAGCCAGCUGUAGGGUGGAUUCCAGCACAAGACCCUGUUUCACAGGGCUGCUGUGUGCAAAGAAAUGUGGGAGCUGGAAGUAACCUGAAGCUUUUGGUUUUCAAGGAAAGAGAUUGUCUUGUAAGUGGAAGAGUUCUAGUUCUUUGGGAAACUUUGGCCUUUCCACUAAGGAGCAUCCAGCCCUCUUUCUCCAAAGAAUCUCUUUUCUUUCCAAAGGAUGCUUGACUUAACCCAGCAUCUGCUCACUUGCUGUGCAGAACGCUCCAGAGUUACAUUUUGCUGUGCCUCUUGACAAGUCGAAAUGAGUAGGGCUGGCCUGAGGCCAAGAGGUUGGUUAGGUUGGAGCCCCGGCCCCUCCCUCUGCCUUGCUGAAGCACAGCCCCGGUGAACUGGGACCAGCACUUUGGCUCAUAAUCAAGGGUGUCGUCAGAAUCACCUAGAGAGCCAGGUCAAAUGUUCUGACCCCACCUUGAACCCUUGUGGCACUCAGGUAAGGCUCUUGAUAAAGCUCCCUCAAGUGACCAAUGCAACCCCUAGUUGAGGAUGGCUCUCAUUUCCUUUCCAAAUGGAAAGUUAACGAAAACCCAAGUGGACUUCUUUCCCACAGAGCUAUUGGAAAAUAGACCUGGGGGAUGCCAAUGAGCCUGCUUGGGAUCUAUGAUCCAAGUGGCAUCAGCCACACCCCCUGAGUGCACCCACCGUCACACAGUGAUAGAAGCAGAGAGGAUGGGGGAGCAGAAGCUGGUGAGCACUUCUUUCUAGCAGGUCAUUAAUAGUCCACAAGCAUUUAUGAGGAGCCUGAAAUACAUGAGGCAUUGUGAAAGAGAAAUGAAUAGGACCGAGCCUGUGCCCUGGGAGGGACAGAGUAAGGUGACCUCCCAACUACUCACCUGUGAAAAGCACCACAGGAAACGUGGAAACUCACUGCUGGUGGGUUCAAAGGAGAAGCCCAGCUAGGACCUGCUUCUCCAGGUGUGGCCCUGCACUACACCUAUGAGAUCGCCCGGGUGUGGCUUUCUGGGCCACAACGCAGACUUCAGAAUCUCUAGGAGUCAGGCACAGGAAUCAGCAUUUUGCCAAGUUCCCCGGGUGAUUGACAAUCCAAGAACCGCUGAUACCUGGGAGGAUUAGGGAAGGCUCAUGGUAGGGUGCUGCCUGAGAGAGCUUCUGAAAGAUGGGUAAGACUGAUGGGGAAAGGCAUUCCAGCCAGAACCAUGGAGUCAGUAGGAAUGCAUAAUAGAUGUAGGCAACAUUUAAGGAGCAUCUACUGUGUGCCAGGCACCCUUCUAUGUGCAUUUACGUAUAUUUAUUUAUCUAAUUCCCAUGUCAACCCUAUGAUGUGGGUACCAUUAUCAUCCUCCCUAUUUUCCAGAUAAGGAAACUGAGGCACAGAAGGGUUAAGUGACUUGUCAAAGGUCACACAGUGGUAAGUAGCAAAGCCAGGAUUUGACCCCAGGCAGUGCUGGUAUAUAUACUGAGAAAUCGUAGCAAAUGAGUUUGAAAAUGUCAAGUGGGGCUGACCAUGGAAAAGCCUUGAACACUAAGCUAAGGUAAAUGUGGACGGCAUACAAUAAGCAGCGGUGAGCCACUGGCAAUUUUUGAGUGAGACAGUUAACUCGAUCUGCCCACUAGGAAGUCCUGAACCGUGAUGAGCGCUCUGUUAGGUGCUGCUGGGUUUUAUAGCUGGCUUCCGGAGCGGCGUUGGUGGCAACAAUCACUGAAGGUCUUCAAGUGCUAACAUAAGCUGUUCCGAAGGCUGUGAUUCAGAACAUUCUCAUGCUCUGUCCGGUCUCCACCUCAUGGCAUAGAGCUGGAAGGUUGUUUGGUUUGGCCAGCGGACGGCGGGCAGACAGAGCCAAGAACCACACAGCGAAGGAAGCGUGUGCCUUCAGCUCGCCUCAUCCCCGCCCCCUUCACCCUCCUCUGCCUUGCACCCCCCCACCACCCUGGAGGGGCACCUUUUAGAGUUAACUUUUCUCAUUGCCAUCCAAAGAUAGCUUGUUUUUCUAACUAGUUUUUUUUAAAAAAAAUAGAAACAACAUAGUCAUGAUAAAAGAAUUCAACCCCUGACAGAAAAAUUAACAGAUAAAAGCUCCCACUCCUGACUUCUCAGUCCAUUCCCCAGCGAUACCAAGAUGAAGUUUCUUGUGUAUCCUUCCAAAUUUUCCAUGUAUGUAUCACAUGUAUGGAUGCCCCCUUUUUCUUCUUUACAUAAAUUGCAUCAUACCA